AGGAAAUUGCUUUAAGAACUGCUGACGUUGCUCAGCUUCCCCCCCAAGUGUUAAAUGAAGAGGUCAUCUGCUUAGACAGCACCAGCAGUGGUAGUGAGGAUGACUCCAAAGGAAGACUCCAUAGCAUUAAAGAUGAAGUGAUAGAAUUAAGUUCAGGAGAAGAUGAAGCCCUCCAUAUUGUAGACAGCAGUGAUUCUGGCAAUGAAGGGGAUGAUGAUACUGAAGAGAGCAGUGGUGCCCACGUGAAUGAUGCUCUAAAUCAGUUAGAUGCUUCAGGGCAAGUAAUUAUUAACAUCAACCAUCCACCAAAUGAAGAAGACAUUUAUCUGGCUCCUCAGCUUGCCCGAGCAGUAAAGCCUCACCAGAUCGGUGGUAUUCGUUUCCUAUAUGAUAAUUUGGUGGAAUCCCUGGACAGAUUUAAAACCAGCAGUGGGUUUGGCUGUAUCUUAGCUCAUAGCAUGGGGCUGGGCAAGACUGUGCAAGUCAUCUCCUUUUUGGAUGUACUUUUCCGUCAUAUUGAAGCAAAGACUGUCCUGGCAAUUGUACCUGUAAAUACUCUUCAGAACUGGUUAGCAGAGUUCAACAUGUGGCUUCCAGCACCAGAAGCCCUUCCUGCUGACUAUGACCCAAAAGAGAUUCAGCCUCGCACUUUUAAAGUCCACAUUUUGAAUGAUGAACACAAGACCACUGCAGCACGUGCCAAAGUGGUAACUGACUGGGUGACAGAUGGUGGUGUACUGUUGAUGGGCUAUGAGAUGUACCGCCUACUUUCAUUGAAGAAAUCCUUUGCUAUGGGCAGGAAAAAGAAAAGCAAAAAGCAAACUGGCCCUGUCAUUAUUGAUGUGGAUGAAGAAGAUCGUCAGCAGGAGCUCUUAAAAGGAAUUGAGAAAGCUUUAUCCCGGCCUGGACCAGAUGUGGUCAUUUGUGAUGAGGGACACCGGAUAAAGAAUUGUCAUGCAAGCACCUCUCAGGCUUUGAAAAGCAUCAGAUCUCGGCGAAGGGUAGUUCUGACUGGCUACCCACUGCAGAACAAUUUAAUUGAAUAUUGGUGUAUGGUAGACUUUGUACGCCCCGACUUUCUUGGUACCCGGCAGGAAUUCAGUAAUAUGUUUGAGCGCCCUAUCCUGAACGGACAGUGUCUUGACAGCACCUCCCAUGAUGUUCGUCUAAUGCGGUAUCGCAGUCAUGUCCUGCAUAGCCUGUUGGAAGGCUUUGUACAAAGACGAGGGCACAACGUGCUGAAGGUUCAGCUUCCCGCUAAGGAAGAACAUGUUAUCUUAGUGCGUUUGUCAAAAAUCCAGCGUGCUCUUUAUACUGAGUUCAUGAACAGGUUUCGUGAAGCAGGCAAUAGCGGCUGGCUGGGACUGAACCCACUUAAAGCCUUCUGUGUUUGUUGUAAG
This is a messenger RNA of Protobothrops mucrosquamatus (brown spotted pit viper), 1400 nucleotides long. Its product is annotated as helicase ARIP4-like. Gene Ontology annotation, cellular component: nucleus. The transcript has 7 exons. The record is from RefSeq and is a predicted model, not a curated record. Gene Ontology annotation, molecular function: ATP hydrolysis activity; ATP binding; ATP-dependent chromatin remodeler activity. The annotation marks the transcript as partial. Lineage: Eukaryota; Metazoa; Chordata; Lepidosauria; Squamata; Viperidae.